AUGGCUCCAACUUGGCUUUUGCUCCUUGUCUGCCAAGCUUUAUACACCACUGUGACAUCUAAGAAAGUGUGUGGCCGGCCACCGAUCACUGAUGGUAUUGAUGAGUCAACACUGAAACGUGUGUAUGAGGUUGGAGAGGAGGUGACUCUCACGUGUGAACUGGGAUACUUGCCUUCAACUGCGACUCCUCGCAGGAUCGCCUGCUCCGCCACAGGACAGUGGACAAACUCAGACCUGACAUGCUCCCCCAAGAUGUGUCAGAUCCCAAGACCUCUGCAGGCCUUAGCCAUGGGAAGGACAGAGGUCCCAUUCAAGAGCGUGCUUAACUACACAUGUGAUGAUGGGUAUGUCCUGCAGGGAGCCAACGAAAGCAGAUGUUUACAUGACGGCACCUGGAGCCAUCCGCCUCCCCUCUGCAAAGCUGUCAGCUGUGCUUUGCCCAAACCGCCAAGAGAUGGCAAAAUUGUCCAUGACAAGACGAUUACUGGAUCCACCACCAUGUACGGGCAGGGCUGGACGUAUGAGUGCAACCCACCCAAAGCACCAAGCUAUGAGAGGGGAUACUGCAUGGCUGAUGGGAAUGCCACCGAACCACCAGUGUGCCGUGACGUGAGCUGCUCCAUCCCAGCAGGCAUACCAAAUGGCUUCAUCACUUUUGCGAUAAUGAGGGAACAUGGCUACAAGGAGAAGGUCAAGUACGGCUGCAAUGAGCACUAUGUUCUGGAUGGAAACGCGGAGAUAGAGUGCCAGAACACAGGGAACUGGUCUGCCAAGCCAAUUUGCAGGGCCCCCUGUUCGGUUGGCAUCAAAAGAGGCCGCAUCUUCUACAAUGCCAAGAAGCUCUGGAUCGCUGAUCUGAAACCCAACAGAGUUCUCCACGGAGAAAUUGUUGUCUUCUACUGUCUGAACAGAGCUGAGAAGUGCGGCUACCCGGUGGCCAGCACCUGUAAUGAUGGGACACUCCCAAUCCCAGAGUGCUUUGAGGAACCAGGCAAAGUGGAGUACACCUUAAGGCCCAAAACUCUUCCAUCAGAGAUCAGGAUGUGUGCUGCCUCCCCUGAAAGACCCACAAGCCCUACAAGAACUGCAUAACAUUGCACAGCCCUGCCUGAUACGGGAAACCACU
Myripristis murdjan (pinecone soldierfish) is the source of this 1126-nucleotide messenger RNA. RefSeq names its product beta-2-glycoprotein 1-like. Lineage: Eukaryota; Metazoa; Chordata; Actinopteri; Holocentriformes; Holocentridae. The record is from RefSeq and is a predicted model, not a curated record. The transcript has 8 exons. Bases 1 to 1092 code for a protein of 363 amino acids.